Messenger RNA from Arachis duranensis, 567 nucleotides. RefSeq lists its product as uncharacterized. The transcript has 5 exons. Gene Ontology annotation, biological process: intracellular protein transport. The record is from RefSeq and is a predicted model, not a curated record. The coding region runs from base 1 to 567 and encodes 188 amino acids. Gene Ontology annotation, cellular component: endosome. NCBI's taxonomy places the organism in Eukaryota, Viridiplantae, Streptophyta, Magnoliopsida, Fabales, Fabaceae.
AUGCCAAAAAGCGUACAAAUUAUCCACACUCAACGACACUCUCUGCUUCCUGAAUUAAAAUCUAGUGGAUUUCGGGUGAUUGGAAAGAUCUUUUCUCAGUGUUCUUUGGCUGGUCCUAUUAAUGGUGAGUUAACUGUAGAAACAUCUGCAAUUUCGAUUCACUCAAUGGACAUUCAGUUGUUUCAUGUUGAGUCCAUUCUUCUUGGGGAGAAAAUUGCAACUGAAACAUCUUUGAUACAAACAACCCAGGAAACAGAUGGAAAUGUGUGCCAUAAUUUGACUAUACCUAUCUAUGUAAUACUUCCACGGCUUCUGACGUGUCCAACAACUUUUGCUGGUCCCUUUUCAAUUGAGUUCAAAGUUGCCAUUAUCAUAAGUUUUCAGUUAGAGCUAUCUCAACUGCAUAAGAAGACUGACUUUGGAACUCCAAAAUUUUGGCCCCCAUUGCCACAAUUCGCUGCCGUUUUGCCAUUGUUGACCAUUUUCCACGACUCCAACAUCGUUGCCGUCGAGGAGCGUCCACUAGAGCUUAUUUUUGCCAUGGAGGAACUUGUUUCUCCCCUGUGA